This is a messenger RNA of Dermacentor silvarum, 1319 nucleotides long. RefSeq lists its product as uncharacterized. The record is from RefSeq and is a predicted model, not a curated record. Bases 54 to 788 code for a protein of 244 amino acids. The transcript is spliced from 4 exons. Lineage: Eukaryota; Metazoa; Arthropoda; Arachnida; Ixodida; Ixodidae.
UGGGAUCGUCACCGCUUCCGUUGCAGUCGCUGGCCCGUCUUCGCACCGCAGCGAUGAGCACGGGGGAGACCACUCCAGCGGUGGACCAGCCCUGCGCCAGCCAUGGCGAGCCACCGUUGCACGUGAGGGCCACGACAAGGGCGCCGCCGACAGCACUGGCGGCGUUCCAGGAACACGUGCAAGUGCUGAGGCAACACCUGGUGGGCGCCGAGCAGACGCUGGACACCGCCGAUCCCGAGGACGUGCAGCUGCUCAAGAAGGCGUUGAUACAAGUGAGCAAGAUGAUCUCGCAGAUGGAGUCCGUCGCGAAUACGCUCGGGCAGAGGCGGCGCAACUUGAGGAACGAGCUGCGCACCUUGGAAGACGAGAACUCUCAGCUCAAGAAGGCGCUGUUCCGCGAGCGCAGCAAGGCACUCAACAAGAAUGCGAACGAUUCGCCGCUGCGUGAACAGCGGAAAAUAUCGCCUCCACCGUCCUUUUACCGGGGUGACAGCAGCGUCGACUACGACUCGCUGCGUCAGUUCCUGUUCGCCCCGGCGAUUCUCAGGUUCCCACCAGCGGACGAAAACGAGUCAAUGGUAGACUUCCUGUUUGAUGGCCCUGAUAGCAGCGCCUCAACGUCCAAGGUCAGCAGCGCCUCAACGUCCAAGGUCAGCAGCUGUCUUCGGCGCCAGUCCAGGACCUUCUGGAAAGGCCAAGCGAGGGCGCGGAGGUUCGCCGACAGGACGGAGUGCCGGCAACGUAACGGGCGGGAAGCGUUCAGGCAGCGUCAAGCGAGGUCGCGGUAGCGCAGGGGCGCGGGCCAAGCCCAUACCUUUCUUGCGUACCGUGACCGGAGUCGAGAGGGGUGGCGCUAGCUCGAGUUCGGCGCCCGUAUCCGCAUUGAAUGACGCCAUGCUCCUGGGAGGCUCAGCGCCCGCCAUGACGCCCAUCGCGCUGACGCCACCGCCCCUGCCUACCUUGGAACAAAACGAGAUCGACGACUUGGCCCAGAGGCUCCGCAACCGCAACAACAAGUUCGCGGGCAAGAAAGAAGAGACGUUCACCAUCAUAGAAUGGAACGCUUCUAUCGACUGAGCAGCCAGGCGUUGAAGGAAAUAUUGAAAACUAUUAAAAUUCACGAUUGGAAAGAGACACCGGUGCUAAGUACAGGGUAUCCUUGGAAUACAAUAUACCAUACAUGGAACACAAAGGACACCAAAGUGAGAAGAAUCGGGAAAUCCUAUAGGCACAAUUUUUUAAAUUAGCUUCCAUAUGAAGCUGCUGACAGUGAGGCAAGGGAAAGCUGACAAGGCAAGCUUUUUUUAUUUAAAUGGAGU